Molecule: messenger RNA, 669 nt
Organism: Trichoderma gamsii
Lineage: Eukaryota; Fungi; Ascomycota; Sordariomycetes; Hypocreales; Hypocreaceae
Product: elongation factor 1-gamma
Exons: 2
Coding region: 1-669 (222 amino acids)
Biological process (GO): translational elongation
Cellular component (GO): cytoplasm; nucleus
Source: RefSeq, a predicted model, not a curated record
AUGAGCUCUAUCGGAACUAUCUGGACGUACCCAUCUAACCCACGGGCUAUGAAGAUUGAGGCCGUAGCGGCAGUAAACGGACGGACGGUAGACUAUGCUCCCAAUUUCGUCAUGGGCAAGACGAACAAGUCGCCUGAGUUUGUCAGCGAUUUUCCUACGGGAAGGGUUCCGACUUUCAAAUCUGCCAAAGGCCUCUACAUUUUUGAAUCAGAUGCCAUCGCCCAGUAUGUCGCCGAGUGUGGCCCCUCGAGUAUCCAAUUGCUAGGCUCCACCGUGGAGGAGCGCGCUAUUAUUCGACAGUGGAUCGGUUUCGCCGACCACGAGCUUUUUGAGCCUUUGACGACUCUGAUUCUCUGGAGGUACGGCAUGGCCCCCUUUGACGAAGAGGCAGACAAGUCCGCGUUUCAGCGCCUCAUCGCCUCCCUUGUGGUGUUGGAAAAGCAACUAGAAGGUCGUCAGUAUAUCGCUUCGGAGCAGCUUAGCCUAGCGGACAUCUCCGUUGCCGCUAGCCUAUACUGGGGAUUUGCGCAGAUCAUUGAUCGGGCACUUAGGGCCGAAUACAGCCGUACAACGGAGUGGUAUCUACGGGUCAUUCAGGAUGAAAGUGUCCAUUCUGCUUUUGGCGAGAAGAACUUUAUUGAGGUUAGGAACAGUGCUAUUUCCAGGUAA